This is a messenger RNA of Schistocerca piceifrons (Central American locust), 2943 nucleotides long. RefSeq lists its product as uncharacterized. The coding region runs from base 1 to 2943 and encodes 980 amino acids. Lineage: Eukaryota; Metazoa; Arthropoda; Insecta; Orthoptera; Acrididae. The transcript is spliced from 2 exons. The record is from RefSeq and is a predicted model, not a curated record.
AUGUGGUUGAGGCAGAGUGAGGAGGAGGAGGUGAGGGAAGCCAAGUCCUGCCGCGGCGGCUGCUGGCCUGCCUCUGCAUUAGGCUGCCAGGAGGCCGCAGGUCCAGGAGGACCAGCAGCAUCGGGCGACAAAGCAUCGGGCGACAAAGCAUCGGGCGACAAAGCAUCGGGCGACAAAGCAUCGGGCGACAAAGCAUCGGGCGACAAAGCAUCGGGCGACAAAGCAUCGGGCGACAAAGCAUCGGGCGACAAAGCAUCGGGCGACAAAGCAUCGGGCGACAAAGCAUCGGGCGACAAAGCAUCGGGCGACAAAGCAUCGGGCGACAAAGCAUCGGGCGACAAAGCAUCGGGCGACAAAGCAUCGGGCGACAAAGCAUCGGGCGACAAAGCAUCGGGCGACAAAGCAUCGGGCGACAAAGCAUCGGGCGACAAAGCAUCGGGCGACAAAGCAUCGGGCGACAAAGCAUCGGGAGACAAAGCAUCGGGAGACAAAGCAUCGGGAGACAAAGCAUCGGGAGACAAAGCAUCGGGAGACAAAGCAUCGGGAGACAAAGCAUCGGGAGACAAAGCAUCGGGAGACAAAGCAUCGGGAGACAAAGCAUCGGGAGACAAAGCAUCGGGAGACAAAGCAUCGGGAGACAAAGCAUCGGGAGACAAAGCAUCGGGAGACAAAGCAUCGGGAGACAAAGCAUCGGGAGACAAAGCAUCGGGAGACAAAGCAUCGGGAGACAAAGCAUCGGGAGACAAAGCAUCGGGAGACAAAGCAUCGGGAGACAAAGCAUCGGGAGACAAAGCAUCGGGAGACAAAGCAUCGGGAGACAAAGCAUCGGGAGACAAAGCAUCGGGAGACAAAGCAUCGGGAGACAAAGCAUCGGGAGACAAAGCAUCGGGAGACAAAGCAUCGGGAGACAAAGCAUCGGGAGACAAAGCAUCGGGAGACAAAGCAUCGGGAGACAAAGCAUCGGGAGACAAAGCAUCGGGAGACAAAGCAUCGGGAGACAAAGCAUCGGGAGACAAAGCAUCGGGAGACAAAGCAUCGGGAGACAAAGCAUCGGGAGACAAAGCAUCGGGAGACAAAGCAUCGGGAGACAAAGCAUCGGGAGACAAAGCAUCGGGAGACAAAGCAUCGGGAGACAAAGCAUCGGGAGACAAAGCAUCGGGAGACAAAGCAUCGGGAGACAAAGCAUCGGGAGACAAAGCAUCGGGAGACAAAGCAUCGGGAGACAAAGCAUCGGGAGACAAAGCAUCGGGAGACAAAGCAUCGGGAGACAAAGCAUCGGGAGACAAAGCAUCGGGAGACAAAGCAUCGGGAGACAAAGCAUCGGGAGACAAAGCAUCGGGAGACAAAGCAUCGGGAGACAAAGCAUCGGGAGACAAAGCAUCGGGAGACAAAGCAUCGGGAGACAAAGCAUCGGGAGACAAAGCAUCGGGAGACAAAGCAUCGGGAGACAAAGCAUCGGGAGACAAAGCAUCGGGAGACAAAGCAUCGGGAGACAAAGCAUCGGGAGACAAAGCAUCGGGAGACAAAGCAUCGGGAGACAAAGCAUCGGGAGACAAAGCAUCGGGAGACAAAGCAUCGGGAGACAAAGCAUCGGGAGACAAAGCAUCGGGAGACAAAGCAUCGGGAGACAAAGCAUCGGGAGACAAAGCAUCGGGAGACAAAGCAUCGGGAGACAAAGCAUCGGGAGACAAAGCAUCGGGAGACAAAGCAUCGGGAGACAAAGCAUCGGGAGACAAAGCAUCGGGAGACAAAGCAUCGGGAGACAAAGCAUCGGGAGACAAAGCAUCGGGAGACAAAGCAUCGGGAGACAAAGCAUCGGGAGACAAAGCAUCGGGAGACAAAGCAUCGGGAGACAAAGCAUCGGGAGACAAAGCAUCGGGAGACAAAGCAUCGGGAGACAAAGCAUCGGGAGACAAAGCAUCGGGAGACAAAGCAUCGGGAGACAAAGCAUCGGGAGACAAAGCAUCGGGAGACAAAGCAUCGGGAGACAAAGCAUCGGGAGACAAAGCAUCGGGAGACAAAGCAUCGGGAGACAAAGCAUCGGGAGACAAAGCAUCGGGAGACAAAGCAUCGGGAGACAAAGCAUCGGGAGACAAAGCAUCGGGAGACAAAGCAUCGGGAGACAAAGCAUCGGGAGACAAAGCAUCGGGAGACAAAGCAUCGGGAGACAAAGCAUCGGGAGACAAAGCAUCGGGAGACAAAGCAUCGGGAGACAAAGCAUCGGGAGACAAAGCAUCGGGAGACAAAGCAUCGGGAGACAAAGCAUCGGGAGACAAAGCAUCGGGAGACAAAGCAUCGGGAGACAAAGCAUCGGGAGACAAAGCAUCGGGAGACAAAGCAUCGGGAGACAAAGCAUCGGGAGACAAAGCAUCGGGAGACAAAGCAUCGGGAGACAAAGCAUCGGGAGACAAAGCAUCGGGAGACAAAGCAUCGGGAGACAAAGCAUCGGGAGACAAAGCAUCGGGAGACAAAGCAUCGGGAGACAAAGCAUCGGGAGACAAAGCAUCGGGAGACAAAGCAUCGGGAGACAAAGCAUCGGGAGACAAAGCAUCGGGAGACAAAGCAUCGGGAGACAAAGCAUCGGGAGACAAAGCAUCGGGAGACAAAGCAUCGGGAGACAAAGCAUCGGGAGACAAAGCAUCGGGAGACAAAGCAUCGGGAGACAAAGCAUCGGGAGACAAAGCAUCGGGAGACAAAGCAUCGGGAGACAAAGCAUCGGGAGACAAAGCAUCGGGAGACAAAGCAUCGGGAGACAAAGCAUCGGGAGACAAAGCAUCGGGAGACAAAGCAUCGGGAGACAAAGCAUCGGGAGACAAAGCAUCGGGAGACAAAGUAUCGGGAGAUAAAGUAUUGGGAGAUAAAGUAUUGAGAGAUGUGCAAUCAAACAAUGCUGGAGGCACAGUUAACAUUCCUUUUUAUGUCCUAAAAGACUGUGGGGCGUAG